GCGCAGCCGCGGACGGAGGGAGGGGACGAGGAGCUUAAACCGCAGCCACAGCUCCUCCGCCAUUCAGCCAGACUGCCGACUGAUCCUGGAGGGCCAGGACUGUUCAAUUGCAAAUCCGGAGCCCACCGCAAGCUUCCCCCUGUUUCUCCAGCAGCAGCUCUCUGUGAGACACCCCACACCGCAGCGACAAAAUGCGUGAGAUUGUGCACCUGCAGGCCGGGCAGUGCGGGAACCAGAUUGGAGCCAAGUUCUGGGAGGUGAUCAGUGAUGAGCACGGCAUCGACCCAACAGGAACCUACCACGGAGACAGUGACCUGCAGCUGGAUAGAAUCAACGUCUACUACAAUGAAGCUUCAGGUGGAAAAUAUGUGCCGAGGGCCAUCUUAGUAGAUCUGGAACCAGGCACUAUGGACUCUGUCCGCUCUGGGCCUUUCGGACAGAUCUUCAGGCCAGACAACUUUGUCUUUGGUCAGAGUGGAGCGGGUAAUAACUGGGCGAAGGGCCACUACACGGAGGGAGCCGAGCUGGUAGACUCUGUUCUGGAUGUGGUGAGGAAGGAGGCUGAGAGCUGCGACUGCCUUCAGGGCUUCCAGCUCACACACUCUCUGGGUGGCGGUACUGGCUCUGGUAUGGGAACUCUGCUAAUCAGCAAGAUCCGUGAGGAGUAUCCAGAUCGUAUCAUGAACACCUUCAGUGUGGUGCCCUCUCCUAAGGUGUCAGACACAGUGGUGGAGCCCUACAACGCCACACUGUCUGUCCACCAGCUGGUUGAAAACACAGACGAGACUUACUGUAUUGACAACGAGGCCCUGUAUGACAUCUGCUUCCGCACCCUCAAGCUCACCACUCCCACUUACGGAGACCUUAACCACCUGGUCUCCGCCACCAUGAGUGGGGUCACGACUUGCCUUCGUUUCCCCGGUCAGCUCAACGCUGACCUCCGCAAGCUGGCUGUCAACAUGGUUCCCUUCCCUCGUCUGCACUUCUUCAUGCCCGGCUUUGCUCCCCUCACCAGCAGGGGUAGCCAGCAGUACAGAGCCCUCUCUGUGCCCGAACUCACUCAGCAGAUGUUCGAUGCCAAGAACAUGAUGGCUGCCUGCGACCCACGCCACGGCCGCUACCUCACCGUGGCCGCUGUGUUCCGAGGGCGCAUGUCCAUGAAGGAGGUGGAUGAGCAGAUGCUGAAUGUGCAGAAUAAAAACAGCAGCUACUUCGUGGAGUGGAUCCCCAACAACGUCAAGACAGCCGUGUGCGACAUCCCGCCCCGUGGCCUCAAGAUGGCCGCGACCUUUAUCGGCAACAGCACUGCUAUCCAGGAGCUGUUCAAACGCAUCUCUGAGCAGUUCACGGCCAUGUUCCGCCGCAAGGCCUUCCUCCACUGGUACACUGGCGAGGGUAUGGAUGAGAUGGAGUUCACUGAAGCGGAGAGCAACAUGAACGACUUGGUGUCCGAGUACCAGCAGUACCAGGAUGCUACAGCCGAGGAGGGAGAGUUUGAGGAGGAGGGAGAGGAGGAGGUGGCCUAAGGCUGAAGUCACUCAUUGUUUCUCAUCUGCACUCAUGACUCCAUCCAACCAUCCAUCCACUCAUUCCGGUCCUACUCUGCUCUCUUUUUCUUUUCCUAGAGCACUGUCCUUUCCCAGUUUUCUUGUUCCUGUAUUUUCUUAGUUCUUCCCGUUUCUGUCUGCCUCUUCUCCUCAUAUCUCUUGACCCUGUCCCCCUUCCUGCCAGAGUAGGACUCACACUUUAAACAUGUAAACACAGUGCUCUUUUAGAGGUAGCUAACACAGAUGUGUGCUUGUGGGUUAUUUGUUAAAUUGUUUUUAUUUUGGAGGGUUUGUUUUGCUUAGUGUUUGUUAAUUAUCAUCGGUUAAACAAUUGCAUACCUGGAACACAUUCACUUCAUUCAAAUAUUAUGACUUGUGUAAUUUGACAUUGAUUAAAAUACAUUUGUGGGAAAAAUA
Messenger RNA from Haplochromis burtoni (Burton's mouthbrooder), 1964 nucleotides. Its product is annotated as tubulin beta-4B chain. The transcript has 5 exons. Gene Ontology annotation, cellular component: microtubule; cytoplasm. Lineage: Eukaryota; Metazoa; Chordata; Actinopteri; Cichliformes; Cichlidae. Gene Ontology annotation, biological process: mitotic cell cycle; microtubule cytoskeleton organization. Bases 192 to 1526 code for a protein of 444 amino acids. The record is from RefSeq and is a predicted model, not a curated record. Gene Ontology annotation, molecular function: GTP binding; structural constituent of cytoskeleton; GTPase activity.